Molecule: messenger RNA, 3895 nt
Organism: Xenopus laevis (African clawed frog)
Lineage: Eukaryota; Metazoa; Chordata; Amphibia; Anura; Pipidae
Gene: lurap1.L
Product: leucine rich adaptor protein 1 L homeolog
Exons: 2
Coding region: 346-1335 (329 amino acids)
Biological process (GO): regulation of signal transduction; positive regulation of cytokine production; positive regulation of canonical NF-kappaB signal transduction
Source: RefSeq, a predicted model, not a curated record
UGUAGGCAGGAGCAAUUUGUCCUUCCGCAGUGUUUCCAUUCAUGCAGGUUGAGGGCGACAGCUGAGAGUGGGAGGCUGCGGAGGGGCUGACGGACAAAUUAAGCCCACGGCUGUGAUCUAAUCUGCACAUCCAUCGGGAAGGGAGAAAGCACCCAGGAGGCACAGUCAUGUGUAGGGUCCGGCGUGUCCUCAAGGUGAGAAACGAGACUUCAUGAGCAGCGGGAUUGUCAAUGGAUGUAAAAGUAUAAGAAGUGCAGCAUCUGGACCGAGCGCCGCUAUCACGUAUUUACUGUAGUACUUGUGUACAUUAGCCGUGCACCUGUCUAACAGCGAGCUCCCCAUGCCAUGGAUCAUACUGCAGCGGCGGCCAAGCUAGAAGGCUCAUGUAUGGAGAGCGUCCCUGAGCUGAAGGAUCUGGAGAACAAGGUUGGCAGGAAGACCCCCGAGAGUUUGCUCAGGUGGAUGCGAGACGAUCCCGUGCUGCACCUGGGAGAGAGCGGACAAGGGCAGGGGGACAGCGGAGAGCACGGGCUUGCACACAAGAUCAGAGCGCUGAAACUGGAGCUGGCCUGCUUGAGGGCAAUUGAUGUCAAGAUACUUCAGCAGCUACUGGUUGUAAAUGAAGGGAUUGAAGCUGUAAAAUGGAUCCUUGAUGAGAAAGGAAACUUAACCAGCCGUUGCAGCAGUCUCACCAGCAGCCAGUACAGCCUGGCAGAAAGCCAGGGAACAUCUCGUAGAGGAAGUUGGAACAGUCUUCAAGACCCAAUAGAUAAACUUGACAGUAUCUCCAUUGGUAGUUACUUAGACACCCUUGCUGAUGACAUGGAUGAGUACAGUCUGAGCACCAGUGAACCAGUCGUAUCCUCCACUCCAUAUCGCCAAGCUUUUGCAUUUGGUGUGAUUGAACAAGAUGGAAGUAAACUGGACAAUGAAAGAGAUGUCUUUUCUCCAACAAUCACCGUACACGCGAAAGGGGAAAACGAGAAAACAAAAGUAGAAAAAGAUUGUUGUAGAGGAGAUAACACGGUUGUAUCUACCACUGGUCAAAAUACUCUGGAAAAAAACAGGGUCUCAAGAGCGGUGGGCCAGUAUGCAACAUCUCAUGUUGGUCAGACACCAAAUGGAUCUUUGGUUAGACAUGUGCCAGUUGCUGAGAAGUGUACAAAAGUGAAGUCUUCAACAGCAGAAAAGACAAGUAAAAGUAGUCCAAAAAUAAAAUCUAGUCAAAAUGGGAAAGUGGAUAUAGAAAAAUGUAAAACAAAUAGCAAACUUCACCUAGAAUAUGAUGCUCAUUGGCGCUGGGUACAAUCUCAGGAUGAUGUGACAUUUUUGUAAUGUUUUCUCCAAGAAUGCUUUCCAGAAAAUGUUUUCUUUCUAUUUGUGGAAUUUCCACUAUACAAGAUCUUUUUAAAAUUGCAUCUAUAUGCUGAACACCAGAGGAGCAUACAUUCAUUCUGAAAUAGCUGUGAUAAUAAGGUUAGCUUUGCCUUUGAUGGGCAUCAGGAUUAUACCCAGGAAUGACAUCAGAAGUGCUAUUUCUAUUGUUUAAAAAUGACAUUCAAAAAAAUGAUAAAGGGAAGGCAUGACCAAAAUGAACUAGUUUCUGCAGGCUUAAAGUCCUACUUUAGAGCUGCAGAGCAGUAAUCAGCAUAUUUCUGCUAACAUGCAUUUUAUUCAUUUUUUCAACAGAUGCUAAAACAGUGUUAUCUGAACUGAGUGAUAUAAAUCCCUUAUUUUCUGAUGCAGUCAGUAAAUGACAAGAUGCUGUAAGAGUGUAUUUGUACAAUGGAACCUCAGAUUUACGUUUCUCAGGGAACCGGCAUAAGCAUGUUAGUUUUAAGAUAAUGCAUUUUAGGUUAAUGGCAGUAUAAAAUCUAGUUGCAGAUUACAGGAAAUUGUAAUAUCCAAGAAUAUAAAUGGAGUUUUGACUGUAUUGCUUUGAGUUUGUACUUUUCAUUGUGUGGUUAUGGAACAACUGCUGAGUAAGUACAGUAAUCCUGUGUAGGUAAAUAUUAACUGUUCUAACUGAUUAUCCUUGCUUUGCAGACUAGAUAUAUUUCAGUUGUUCACUUUUAUUGUUUAUAUUUCCUUGGAUUUUUUAUUAAUUUAAAUAAUGCUGUUUAUGGAAAGAUACUAAUGCACAUCCAUAAACAGCACCUUUUAUUUUCACUAGAAAACACACUGAAGUUUUAACAUUGGACUUUUUGCAUCUAAGGAUGCAUUUAAUCCAGGUGUUGGUUCUAAAUACUUUUUGCAGGCAUUUUACAUGUUAUGAUUGCUUGUAGAAGCACGUGUCUUGCACCAAAGUUAGUGCGAUUUGCUGAUUUAAUACAUGACCAGUUGGAUUGCCUGCUAUUGGAUAUAAAUUGUUCAAGGCCUUGGAUUUAUAUACAUGCUCUUGUUCCCCAAGAACUGAUAUCAACCCCCAAGGCCUACUUGACAGUUGCUACUGAUGAGCAACAUAAACACCAGUCACGGUGCAUCCAAGUGUGCAGUGAUGUCACUAGAGUGUGCUGGGCCCCCCUGCAAAAAAAAUCUUCAGAGGGGCCUGGUGCACUCCAAUACCCAUCCUCCCGCCACUACCCCGCCCACUCCUUGACUCCACCCACUCCCCGCCCCAACUUGCAUCCAACUUCUUCGCCAUAGGUAAGAGAGAGGCUGGGGAGGAGCGCGGUUUCUAUUAACCCACCCUGCGAUUGUGGGAUCUGCUUCCUCUAUAGUUACGCCACUGCAAGUGUGGUAAAGCAGCAGGCAGGAAAAUUAACAUACAUCUUUGACAUCUUGUUAUUUUAGAAUCAUCCUCCCACAUACACACCCACUCUUAGUUAUGUGUUUUUUAUUUUUGAAAAAACAAAAAUGGUGUCUUGACUUUUGAAAUGCACAAACCACAGCAACAAUUUUGUUGAUUUCUAUGACAUAAAAAAUAGCUGCUAUGGAUAUAAGUUUAGUCACAAGUGUUCACUACUAGUAUUCCAGUGAGGUUUUCUGUAUUGCACAGAAAGGAGCACACGUUUUAAUUUUUAUACAUGUUAUAAUGAAUUGAUCUAUGAUGGAAAUAGUUUAUGUGAUACUUAACUUUUUAACAUUUUUGAUAAUCUUUUGUAGUGUUCAAAAUUGCAUUUAGUUUAAUCGGUUGGAUACUCUUCAGCCCUCCAGAUCUUAUAACUCCAAGAAACCCCUGAUAGCUAUUUGCUGUCAGAGGCAUGAUAUGAGGGGAGUUGUAGUUUGACAAUAUCUCUAGUGCCACAGGUUCAUCUUCCUUUACCUUAAAGACUUUGUCAUCUCUGGAACAGCAGUGUAACUGCAUUCUGCAGCUAUUUAUGGGGAGAAGAAAUGGGCACCUGCUAUUGCUGGCAUGACCAUAUGCUUUCAGGUGACCAAUAAAGUGUACAGAAACAAUAGAUUUGAAUGUACAGUUGCCAGCAACACUUUGGAGUCCUAUAGGAACAUUUUAGGUUAACUUCCUGACCUUUGCAAUGACAUUUACUAGGCACCCAGAUGCUAAAAAUGCUGCUCAUGGCAAAGCCUAAGGCCUGCACACCCUAAACAGCUCUGCAGUUUUCUUUCAUAAAGACUAGAGUCCCAGAAAUCGAAUCUACUUUCCUUUUAUAUUGUAUGUAUCUCUAAUUAACCGUUUUAUAAUCAUAAACAGCAAAAUCAAGUGCCAUGUUCUUUAUUCAUUGUAGUGAUUUUUUUUGUUUUUGCUUACGUAUUUUUUGUUUGUUAAGUGGUUAUUCUAAUUUCGAUUGGCAAUUUUUCAUUCUGAAUAAUGUAAGCAAGCUCUUGGGAGUCACUGAACUUGCAUCCUCUCAGUUGUUAUUGGUGUGUCUAUUUUGUCCUCUUCAUUCUAUAAAGCAUAACAGAUAAUAUAAUAAAAUAACUGAUGAUAAAUACA